Messenger RNA from Cynara cardunculus var. scolymus (artichoke), 981 nucleotides. Its product is annotated as tropinone reductase homolog At5g06060-like. Bases 37 to 846 code for a protein of 269 amino acids. The transcript has 4 exons. NCBI's taxonomy places the organism in Eukaryota, Viridiplantae, Streptophyta, Magnoliopsida, Asterales, Asteraceae. The record is from RefSeq and is a predicted model, not a curated record. Gene Ontology annotation, molecular function: oxidoreductase activity.
GCGGUCGUGGCAGAGUAGCAAAAAGAGCCCCAGAAAAUGACGACGACGGCGGCGGCGGAGACCGGUUCUGCAACUAGAAAUUCCAGAUGGUCUCUAGCUGGAAUGACUGCUCUCGUCACCGGUGGUACACGUGGGAUCGGCUAUGCUGUGGUGGAGGAAUUGGCGGAGAUGGGGGCGGCGGUUCAUACUUGCUCUCGCAAUGAGGCUGAGCUUAACCAACGCUUACUGGAAUGGUCUGCCAAAGGCCUUACCAUCACCGGAUCCGUCUGUGACGCAACCUCUCGUCCUCAACGCGAGCAGCUUCUACAAAAAGUCUCAUCUAUCUUCAAUGGAAAGCUCAACAUCCUAAUAAACAAUGUUGGGACGAACAUUAGGAAACCUGCUAUCGAGUUUACUGCUGAAGAGUAUUCUAUGCUCAUGGCUACCAAUUUGGAAUCUUGCUACCAUAUGUGUCAACUUGCACAUCCUCUUCUAAAGGCUUCUGGAGUUGGAAGCAUUGUGUUCAUUUCCUCUGUUGCAGGUUCGAUCCACAUUUCUUCUAUGUCUAUCUAUGGAGCCACUAAAGGUGCAAUUAAUCAGCUUACAAAGAAUUUAGCAUGUGAAUGGGCAAAAGACAACAUUCGGACUAAUGGUGUAGCACCAUGGUACACGAGAACUUCGCUUGUCAAACAUUUGCUAAGUAACGAGGAGUUUGUGGAGCGAGUGGUAUCAAGAACUCCUAUGAAACGAGUUGGAGAAGCAAAUGAAGUGUCGUCCCUGGUGGCCUUUCUUUGUCUACCAGCUGCUUCUUACAUCACUGGUCAAAUAAUUGCGGUUGAUGGAGGAUUUUCGGUUAACGGUUUCUGAUGAAGUGGAGUCAAUUUAAACCUUAUUAUGUAUUAUACUGUAAAUAAAUAAAUGUUUCUACCACUUUUACUUGCAUCAAUCAUAUGAACAUCAACCCUCCUUUCAAGUUCUAUUAUAUCAAAAAUGUUUAUUUAA